UCGAGACUGAGCUUUGUCUCAGAAUGAGAAACCGAUAAACGGAUCGAAGUUUCUCUUCCGGUGUGCUGCUCCCCCCGUACCCUUUCACCCUUCGAAAACUGAAUGUUCGAGCGUUAAUCCGAGUAAACGGAUCAGGCCACGCGGAUUCGAAUCGAUGCCUUGGAAAACCUCCUUAGGCCAAGUCCAAUUAAGUCUUCGAACAUUGGUACAAAAAGGUCGAUCGAGGAGAGACCACCGAUAUCCUUAGGUAUCGUUUCCAAGACUAGAUUGCUAAACUUCGUUAACUCAAAACUCUGCUUUCCUUCGUGGAGAAUCAUCCUCCCUUCACAUCGACGAAGGCUGAAACUUGGUCGUUUCGAGGGAACCAAAGUUCAAACUAAAAUUGCUUAUUGUCUCCGUUAUUCGUUCCAUUUUCCCGAUUCGUCGUGAAAUCUUUUCGGCUGAAUCUCGUCGACGAAUAUUCCAAGUUCCUUCGUCAGAAUCCUUAUUUCCUCUGUCCGCGUUCCGUCUCGAUGAAACGAGUGUGUCAUAAUCGAUUCGACGUUGUUCAAGGAAGGACCAAACUCGAGGAAAGACUCGGAGGAAGAAGAAAAAGAAGGAAAAUCGAUCCUGAAGAAACUUGCUUCUCCCGAGGUGCUUCCUGUGUACUCCUUUUCGAAGUUCAGUUUCCUAUCGAGUUACGUUCGUGAAUUAUUGACCGCAGGGUGUUAAAUACGAUCACAUGGAUGUAUAUUACGGUAGCGGUAGGGUCAACGUGUUAAUUAAGGAUCAUACAUUCGCGGUGGUGACUGCAGUGUUAGCGUUCUCUGUGCUAAGUAAAUAUCCAUUCGAAUUGUACGGUAUCCACGCUCACGAUUAGCCCGGACUGAAUUAUUUUCCGGGAUUAAUUGUGCGUACUUAAUUUGAACCUUGGCUGAAACGAUAAAUCUGCCGACGCUGGAUCCACCUCCUGGGGUUAGGUUCAUGCUGAACAGAAUCUGCAGGAUUCGAAUACCAGAUCAGCAAGAAGACAGUGUCGUCCGCCUAAGCCUGCCUAAUGUAACCACCUUGGAAAGCUAAGAUCGACGGGGCUAUGAAUAUCGAUUAACCCGGCCGGUAGAUGUCGUAGAAUCUUGGUUAGAAAUCGGCCGAUUUGCGGUUCCCGCGGGAAGAUGAGAGGCCGGACGGGAAUCGGUCGGAAGAAACGCGGCGUCGACGGAUCGGCGACCUGACGAGAAGCUGGGAACGAUCGAAGGGGACGAUUAAAGGUUCGUUGGUGGAAAAAAUGAACGAAAGCGCGGUCUAUCUGCUCGGAUCGGAAGAAGAGGCAAUCGUACCGAGCAAUCAUUUGAACAGAAGCUUCUACAACGCGGUAUAUCCGGCACAGAAUCGUACCUACGAGGAUCUGUGGAACUUGGCAACGGACAGAGCCGGUCUGGCGAUACUCUUGUUCCUGUUCUCGGUAGCCACUGUGUUUGGUAACAUGCUGGUGAUCCUAGCUGUGGUCAGAGAGAGAUAUCUUCACACGGCGACAAAUUACUUCGUCACGUCGUUGGCGUUCGCCGAUUGUCUAGUCGGAUUGGUAGUGAUGCCGUUCAGCGCGAUUUACGAGGUCCUGGAGAAUCGUUGGUUGUUCACGACCGAUUGGUGCGACGUAUGGAGAUCGUUGGACGUUCUAUUCUCGACCGCCUCGAUCCUAAAUCUCUGCGUGAUCAGUUUGGAUCGUUAUUGGGCGAUCACAGAUCCGUUCACUUAUCCAAGUAGAAUGAGCCGUAAAAGAGCGGCUAUAUUGAUCGCGAUCGUAUGGAUCUGUUCGAGCGCGAUCUCCUUUCCAGCGAUCGCUUGGUGGCGCGCGGUCAGAACCGAAGAGGUGCCGGAGGACAAAUGCCCGUUCACCGAACACUUGGGCUACUUGAUCUUCUCCUCGACCAUCAGUUUCUAUUUGCCUCUGUUCGUGAUGGUUUUCACCUACUACAAGAUCUACAGAGCGGCUGUGUUCCAGACCAAGAGCCUGAAGCUAGGCACCAAACAGGUGAUAAUGGCGUCCGGUGAACUGGAGCUUACUCUGAGGAUACAUCGAGGAGGCGGUACGAACACGGAUGCCAGGCAUCUGUUCCGUACUGCCUCGAGCACACCGGAGGAUCUACAAGAUCUCGAGGAGCCUCUCACAGCCAUGCACAAUAACUGUCUGACCCGGGUGCCGUCCACGAGGAUAACCAAACAACAUCUGGGGAAGAACUUCUCGUUGUCGCGGAAACUGGCGAAAUUCGCGAAGGAGAAGAAAGCCGCCAAGACGCUGGGCAUCGUGAUGGGCGUUUUCAUCAUAUGUUGGCUACCGUUCUUCGUGGUGAAUCUGUGGUCAGGAUUCUGCUCCCAGUGUAUAUGGCAAGAGGAGAUCGUGUUCGCGGCUGUUACGUGGCUCGGAUGGAUCAACAGCGGAAUGAAUCCGGUGAUUUACGCUUGUUGGAGCAGAGAUUUUCGAAGAGCUUUCGUGAGAAUCUUGUGCGCCUGCUGUCCCAGACGGAUGAGACGGCGAUAUCAGCCCGCAUUCAGAUGUAAACCAAGUCAAUACGUUUCCGGAGCGAAUACCGGCGGCCAGGCGAGCAGCGUCAGCUACAGCAGCGUCAGUCAGAGUAGCGACGGUGGAGUCGCGACUGGACUACCCAGCGGAGGGAUGUGACGUCACACGGGGGCCCGACCCGGGCCUCGUCGCGAACGCGCGAUCCGUUUCCGGGAUACGUGAUUGUAGACUAAUUUUCGAUUUAAACCUGGAUUAAGCUCCUACGAACGGUUCAGGUCGAGAAGGCAGGAAGAAACUAAAUGGAAUCCCGAAGCGACAACAGCUCACCGGUCCCCCCCCCCCCCCCCCUCUUCCUUCUAAUCAAAGGACAAACCGAGAGCUCGUGCGGAGACAUCACGAAAUCACCCUUACGUAUUUAUUAUCCUAUCGUCGAGUUUUACGUGACGAAAAGUGGACCAUGAGGCAGCGUGACGAGAAACACGCUAUACCCUUGUUUCGCUCGUUGUAUAUGUAUAUAGAAGCAACAUAGUUUCGCGUUUUGUACCUCCGACGAGAAAAGGAUCUAGGGAAUCGAAUUGCGGACGACGGCGCCGUAAAUCGAGCCAAAUCGGUCGUUUCUGUUUUUACGUUCGGAUAUCUUCGACACUUUGUAGCCUCUUAGCUAACAACCAUAAAUCGUUCCAUCGACAGAUGCAACAUCGGUGCAGCAAGAAACAUCGCGGCGAUUUUUGCGUACGUUGCACGUCAUUUAUCUUUUUUCUUGUUUUCUUUUUUUCUUUGCUCCUAUACGUCCCGUUCCUAAGGGAGUCGAGUGUGGUGAAAAGACUGACAAUCGAAAGCCGUCGAACGAAAUUGAUCGCCGUAGUCGUUCCCCGUGCAUAUUUACGACAAGACUAAUGUAGCGUGAAACAAGUACCAAGGCCGAUGUAACUUAAUCAACGGAUGCAAUAACAAGGUCGUAGACUAGGUAAUAUUAAACAACAUUAUUUCGAAAUAAUUGACGGUGGUUGAUUGUUUGCUGUCGCAAGUUCAAUUUCGAACGCGUUGUUUCAAAUCAUUGAACGUUUCAACGUUUAACCUACUGCUUGUUUACGAAUCAAUUCCGUUCGAUUACCGUGAUAGACAAUCUUUAUUCGAUCAAGAAAUAAUACUUCCUCGUCUACUUGAUAGAUGGCGCUGAAUAUUUUUGCGAUAUUGUAUUAUUUUUAUGAAAGUUAACACAUGCAUCUAUCGGUGUAUAUACAACAUUGCCAUGUAAUUGUAAAUAUUAGAAUAUCGUAAAGUUAACUAUUUAAAACGUAUAAAUGUAUGAAACAUUGUAAAAAUGCGCGUGCUCAACAGAAAUACACGCACAUGCUUGUUCGAGUAAAAAUAAAUUCAGUAUUAUUACGUAUUGAUUCUAUCCUGUCGUAUUAAAGCGUCAUACUAAAAAUUAUAAAAUAAAUGUGAAAAAAAAUCUAUCGAUGAUUCAGUUUCGAUUCUGAAUUCGCUUAUUUUUAGCUGCGUUACAUUUAUUCUUUACGCGUAAGACUAAACAUAAGCAGAAUCAUGGGAAAAAAAGAAUGGAAAAAUGUCUGAUAUCGAAAUGAAUGAUUCACUUACCGUGGCU
Osmia bicornis bicornis is the source of this 4109-nucleotide messenger RNA. It is a transcript of the gene Dop1R2, whose product is annotated as dopamine receptor 2. The coding region runs from base 1265 to 2659 and encodes 464 amino acids. Gene Ontology annotation, molecular function: G protein-coupled receptor activity. Lineage: Eukaryota; Metazoa; Arthropoda; Insecta; Hymenoptera; Megachilidae. Gene Ontology annotation, biological process: adenylate cyclase-activating adrenergic receptor signaling pathway. The transcript has 4 exons. The record is from RefSeq and is a predicted model, not a curated record. Gene Ontology annotation, cellular component: membrane.